UCAUUCCAAGAGAACUAAAUUGCCCUUUUAGAAAGUGAUCCAUCGAUAGGGAAAUGUUGGCAGUUUGUGCUGGUCAAUCUGAAGCAGAAUGAAGCGCAGAAAACUGUGAAAGCAUGUAAGAGUCGGAAAGGAUGGAUCUCGAAUUGGGCCAACCUUGAUGAGUUUGGACAUGAACAAAAAAUAAAUCAAAAUACGAGGAAGUUGCGAAAGUAAUAAUCAAUAAUAAAUGAUGUCGAGCGACGGCCGAUGGAAAACAUGUGGCGGAACGUGUUCGUUCGCGGUUUCAGUCAAAGUUUUGUGAGCAGAGGGUGAACAACACAUUGUUUUUGUUUGGGGCGCCGUUGCCACUGAAACCCCCAAACAAACCCAUGAUUUGGCGAUGCCGGUGCCAGAAAACAGCCGCCAGUUGAGUGAAUGAAAAACUCACUACGGAAGGAAACUGCACGGAAAAACUAGCGGCCGUAGCGAAAACAAACCGAACUCGGCAAAGAAGUCCCUUUCGUUCUAGUAUGUUCGCAGUCUAAGCAUGACCACCACAGGCAAGCUCUCCAACUUUCGACAACUGUCCCUAAUAUGCGACUCACCCUCGCCUCACGCAAAACGCCAGAGCUUGAAAAAGCAGUUUUCCGAAGACUUUUCUGACUUCAAAGACCCGUGGUUUGACCAAGGCCCGGAAGUUUACCUCAAUGCCAGAAACAAACGACUUGAGAGAACCGCUACCGAUAAACCUCCUCCUAUCAAGAUCGCCUGGUGUGAGAAAACAGAUAAAUUUGCCUUGAACGAGGAAGUAAUAAUUAAAAAAUGCAAGGAGAUUAAGCGAGCGCCGAGUGUAAAACUGGCGCGACAUCCCUCGCUGGAAAAGGACUCAAUUUUGAACUCCAAACAUGAUCUGAGGAACAAAGCGGAAACAGUUGACAAAGAAAAUGACAAAGCCGAAACAAAACCGAAUUUGCAAAUCUUUUUAGCGCACAAUACACACGACUACAACGAAUGCCAAACUUCAGAUAGUUUCGAGUCGCUGAUGGACAGUAGGCAGCAAUGUUUAGAGAGAUCGAAACCUAAGUAUCUCCAGCCGCUUUUGUCAAAUGUUGAAACUUCAAAGGCAUUUCAGAUCAGGAAGAGUAACAGUAGAAAGACGUUAGAAUCACCUAAAGCCGUAGAAGUCAACCAGAAGAGACCAAAUUUUUCUAGAAGCAACACAAUAGUGGUGGUUCCUUUGGUGGAAAAGCUUGACCAAAGCGACACACCUCGACAGGUGGUAAAAGAUGAAGAAACUAAACGCGAAAAGGACGAAGAUUCAAAUGGGAUUAACGUGAUUAUACGGCCAAUGACCGCACAGACCAGACGGGAAAAAUUCCAAAAGCGCACCAAUUCAGCAUUUCACGGAACCUCGAAAGAAACAGCAAUCAAUUUUAGACCGCCUUUAGUCAGAUCUUCGUCAGCACCAAGCAUUAAGCCCGAGAAGGGCAAGUUUUUAGCUACCAAGAGGAAGUUGAAAAAUGGAAAAAAAGUAUCCAGGUCCUCCAAAGGAGACCAUUCUCCACACGCCGUAGACGGCCAAGAGUGGAAAAAUGCAGCUCACACUGCGUCUGAAAUUGUCACGAUGGUUUCCCUCAUCAGUCCCAGUGGAAGUGAAAAUGAAGCGGAUUCUGAAGACGAGUUGAAAGCCCGGCCCAAAUCUGCUCUGAAAAGGGAAGACAGUGCUGUGGAAAAGACUACGACAGUUGGAAAGGAAGCAGCCAAUAAAGACGGCACUAAAAACGUGUCACUGAGGAAAACGGUUAAAUCAGGUAAGCUGCCCUUUUUAAUAAUAUUAAUCAUGUUCGCGUGAGACACUUCGGAUCUCUUUUAAAUAACAUAGAAAUAUCGUGCCUUUCUUUGACAUAAUUUGGUCUCGAUUCUUCGCUCGUCUUAAAAUCGAGGUUUUCAGGUUGGUCUGGCCUUCCACUUUCAGUCAUGACCUGUUUAACUAUUUAAAAGUUUCGCAUGGCAUAAUAAUUUAUCUCCAACAUUCUCAUUUAAGUAUCUUGGGCAAGUCGGAAAGCUUAAAGUAUCGAUCAAGUGGCACUUUUUUCAGCGAAUUACUUUUGAAAACUUUCUCCUUGGACUCAUGCCAACUGGGCUCGUUUCUUGCUCUUUAAUCGGAAAUCGCAGUUCGUUCAAGCACAAAAAAGCCUAAACUUAGCAUUGUUCGAUUUUUAGAGCAGGGAAAAUUGCCUGGAUUAAACCACCGUUCUCAU
Dendroctonus ponderosae (mountain pine beetle) is the source of this 2240-nucleotide messenger RNA. RefSeq lists its product as uncharacterized. Lineage: Eukaryota; Metazoa; Arthropoda; Insecta; Coleoptera; Curculionidae. The record is from RefSeq and is a predicted model, not a curated record. Bases 527 to 1831 code for a protein of 434 amino acids. The transcript is spliced from 3 exons.